ACAUCUGUUUUUGUGACCCCCUUCUUCAUAUCAUAAACACUUCUGCAACUUUGGUACUUCCUGAUAAUGAACUAAUCAUCACCCCAACACCAUGCGCCCAACUGGAUCUUCAACUACCUCGUCUCCAGGACGGAGGGCUCUUCAUGAGCGCACUUCUUCUCAAACGAACGAGGUUUCACCACCACAGUCCCUACGAACUGUCAGUGACAAGCACAAUGGCCAGGAGGACGAAUGCGAUGUUUACACGGCAACUCCGUAUCCGACCAAACCAGAACAUAUCCUCUUGCCACGACCAGGGAAAGGUCAAGAUUUCAUCCCAGAUUCUAGGUUCCACGUUGAAGAGAUGCCGAAUGAAUCCAGUGCGACACUAUCAACAGAAAUCAGUCAUAUUCUAGACAGCAGUUUGAUUGAGCAAUCUACUGGUGACCCAUGGGACUUAUCUUCGACGUUCGACGCUGCAAACACUCCACCUCAGGUGUGGGAAGAUGACCCUGCCUCCAGCAAAUCCUCUUUUCCAGAACCUGGGCCCACAGAGCAUAGAGAAAUCGAUUUCAAGUCGGAUGAUGUUUUGUACUCGGACGAGGAACCGAAUACGCUACCUGGAGCUGCUCCAACGAUCAAGACCGUAGUUUCCGACACGUCAUCCGGUCAACCGCCACACCCUGCAAAUGCUGCAUCGAGCAAUUCUAGUCCCAAUGUAGUACCAAUUGGGCCGUCAUCCAGUCCGAAUUUUGUUGCGCUUGACAGUUCAAGUUUGAAUUUCGUCCCAAUUGGUGCAUCAUCCAACCCAGACAGUGGCUCUCGGUCAAACUCGCUUUCCUCUAUGAAUUCACUGGGAACUGUGAUCAGGUAUAUAGGAGCCGCUCCCUGGACCCAUGGUUCGUCUUCUGAACAGUCAAGCUCACGGUCUUACUCCUUUCGUUCCAAUCCGCCCUAUCAAGGCCCAUCAGCGCGCUCAAAUUCCACCCGCGCACGUGAACGGAGCCACUCUCGGUCCGUUACUUCUUCCUCACGCAGCGAUCCAUCCUCAGAUAUUCAAGCGAUUGUGGAUAGCGGCGUAUUUCUGCAAUAUCCAACCAUCCAUGCGCCAUCGUCGGCGAGCUCAAGGGUAGAUGUCUCGCACUCUGCAGACUCACUGAACAACACGCAGCACGAGACCACGGCGGACGGUGCAUCGGAGCACUUUAAAUCGCAUUUGUCUACAGUUACGUCUCGAUGGUCUGCUGAGUAUGAUUCGAGGUCAGCUUCUCCGGCCGAUCGUGCCGAGAACAGUCUGGAGCCAUCUAGGCCUACUGCUGCGCAUGUCCGUCAGAGACCGACGUCUUCUUCGGUGUGGUUAAUCAAUAGUACAGACGGAGAUGAAUACUUGGACGAUGUUUCCAGUCUUCCAGCCCGUCCUGCAAACCCAGCGGUACCGAGUAGCCACUCAUCCGGAUCGAGACAGAGCAGUGUUCGCAGUACAAAGCGACCAGGUACUAGUUCGAGCUUCGCAUUCAACGUGCUGCCUACCUGGGCUAAAAUGUACUAUGGGCAACCUGUGGGCUCUGCACUUUCUUUAGUGGAAGGCAGUCGUCCAUCCUCAGCACGUCCGACAACUCCCACCUCCAACCCGCUCCAUCGUUUAACGACCGCCGCUACUCGCCCAAGAACACGCACCAACGAAACGGGACAAAGCAUACGAUGGAUGAGCAAACCUGACCCACGCGACCCUCGGAGCCAUUGGGUGAAGGGCCCCGAGGUUGCAGAGAGACCCGGACACUCCCGCCAUCAAUUGCGACACAGCUGGUCCCCGCAUUUGUACCCUGAUAGACGUAAUGUUCGCCCGAGAGGGAGUGCAUGGGGGGCUCCGUCUAUGGACUCCCGAGCAGAGCCUUUCCUCGGACGCAGAAAUAUUCAAGUAUGGUCUUUUUGCUUGGGAUUCAUAUUCCCACUUGCCUGGCUCAUAGCAGCCUUUCUUCCCUUGCCCUCUAAACCGGAAAUGCUCUUACAGGAAGAUACUGAGCCCGGACGUGAAAAGACACUUCAAAUGCGAGUUCUCGACCUUGAACGGAAACGGUACGAAAACGCUAGGUGGUGGAGGAAUCUUAAUCGAUGGAUGAUUCCUCUGGGACUGGUGAUCAUUACCAUCAUUAUCACAUUGGCUGUUGUGGGAACGAAGGUGGGCUUCUAGUGUUAUCAGCGCGCUACAACCUGUCUUUCCGCCUUGUCCACAAGCCAUGCUAGUUGCUAUUUUUUCUUCUUCCUUUUUGACCUCUUCGACUGGAUCGGACUUCGAUCCUUAUUAUUGCUUCCUGGGCGUCGGUUUCUUCAACUCUACCUAACCUCUUGCUGCCUCAUUUCCGCCUUUUGAUACCCUC
Molecule: messenger RNA, 2357 nt
Organism: Aspergillus pseudotamarii
Lineage: Eukaryota; Fungi; Ascomycota; Eurotiomycetes; Eurotiales; Aspergillaceae
Product: putative serine-rich protein
Exons: 3
Coding region: 92-2170 (692 amino acids)
Source: RefSeq, a predicted model, not a curated record